Juglans regia (Persian walnut) is the source of this 579-nucleotide messenger RNA. RefSeq names its product ribonuclease H-like. Gene Ontology annotation, molecular function: nucleic acid binding; RNA-DNA hybrid ribonuclease activity. The record is from RefSeq and is a predicted model, not a curated record. The transcript has a single exon. The coding region runs from base 1 to 579 and encodes 192 amino acids. Lineage: Eukaryota; Viridiplantae; Streptophyta; Magnoliopsida; Fagales; Juglandaceae.
AUGGAAGGGGUACAGGCGUCGGCAAGGGAGGUUUGGACUACUAUAAAGGUAUGGCUUAGGAACAUAUCUUCACUUUUGAUUCAGCGUUGGGAGAUUUCGUCUACUGACACUAACAUUCUAAGGGCUCUUGAGGUGCCUUUUAGUAACAUCUUGAGAAGGUUGUCGCGGUUAAUUAGCUGGAAGAAACCAACUAUUGGUUGGGUAAAACUGAACGUCGAUGGUAGUUGCCGUGGUAAUCCGGGUAAUUGUGGUGGAGGUGGUCUCAUUCGAGAUUCGCUUGGGAAUUUUAAGGCGGCCUUUUCUUCUCAUUUUGUUCAUGGGACCAAUAAUGAAGGUGAACUUCGUGCCUUAAUUGAGGGAGUGGGUGUUUGUAAGGAGAUGGGCUUUACGAAUAUAACGCUAGAAUGCGAUUCCAGUUUGGUGGUUAAUUGGUUAAAAUGUCAAAGGUGUUCAAUGUGGUACUUAUGGGAUUACUGGGAUGAGUUGUUAGAUAAUCUACAAGGAUUACAAUUUACCAUCGAGCAUCAAUUUCAAGAAGGGAAUUAUCCGACAGACGCCUUGGCCUGUUCAGCCAUUUAG